Anopheles darlingi is the source of this 1647-nucleotide messenger RNA. Its product is annotated as N(G),N(G)-dimethylarginine dimethylaminohydrolase 1. The transcript has 5 exons. Lineage: Eukaryota; Metazoa; Arthropoda; Insecta; Diptera; Culicidae. Bases 312 to 1124 code for a protein of 270 amino acids. The record is from RefSeq and is a predicted model, not a curated record. Gene Ontology annotation, molecular function: amino acid binding; dimethylargininase activity. Gene Ontology annotation, biological process: arginine metabolic process; positive regulation of nitric oxide biosynthetic process.
CUCGAUUAGCAUAUAUUAGAAUAGCCUCUUCUAUUCCUAUAUCCGAUCUGUGAGCACAUUUUACUGCAGCGUUUUAUGUCGUGAAAGUGUGGCUUCCUUUUGUGGGUGCUUCCGUAUUAGUUUUGUGUCGAUCCCAUCAUCCUUCGUUGCUCCUAACAUCACACAGUAGACCGAGUUGUGUUGCGGUUCGUUAAAUGUGCUCCUAAUUCCCUAGUCGCUGGCUUCCACACCACGAAUCUUCCAUAUUAGUAGCUCAAUCGAAACGGACCAGAGAAACGGUUUCACUGCGCAAAGAGACCUUACUGUUUAGGAUGGCGUCACCCUUCCGUUAUACGCACGCAAUUACGGCCCGCAUUCCACUAUCGCUACGAACACGUGGUGAAAUCGACCUAGAAGAGGCCAAAUUGCAGCAUGAAAGCUACGUUAAGAUGCUGCGUGAUCUAGGAUUAGACGUGAUAGAAUUGCCACCGGACGAAAGCCUUCCUGAAUGUCCGUUUGUUGAAGACUGUGCGGUAGUGUGUAAUGGGAUUGCAUUAAUCUGUCGCCCUGGUGAUCCUCAUCGAUUACAGGAGGUCGAAGCCGUGCGGGCUGUGCUCAAGAAGGAAUUGGAUCUUCCGUUGGCUGAGAUAGCCGACCCGAACGCUAAAUUAGACGGUGGUGAUGUAUUGUUCACAGGACGAGAGUUUUUUGUGGGACUCAGUAAGUGGACCAACGAGGCUGGUGCCCGAGCGGUUGCCUCCGCCUUUCCGGAGUAUCCCUGUGUGCCGAUCAAGGUCACUGAGCACCAUCAUCUGAAGUACUAUAUCUCGAUGGGUGGUUCCGAUGUGCUUUGCGUCAGCCGCGGUAAAGAAUCGCAAGAAAUUCUAAAGCGUAUCGAACGAGAAGCCACCUUUACGUACCAAACGCUAACAUUGGAAGAAGAAACGGCAUCCAACGUUCUGUACGUCAAUGGCACGCUGGUGACUAGGGCUGUCGAAGAAAUUCCCGUCUCGGCACAGAUCUUGGCGCAAAAAAUUGACGCUCCUCGCCAAAUGCUGUUCAUGUCGGAACUGGGAAAAUUUUCCAAUGGGCUUACUUCUUGCUCCAUUCUUGUAAAGCGUUCGAAACACAUCAAAAGUCUCUAGGCAGGGCUUCAGAUUGCUGCUGGAGUGCAGGUGGUCUUCACAAUGCAUGGUAGUGAAAAUUACUGGCGCCUUGCUUUUGGGCAACUUCAGAUUAAAAUCGGGUGACAGUCGUGGUUUCUUCUACAUCCUUAUCCGUUCUUAACGAGUGCUAACGCCGCCAUGCAGAAGAGUCUGAGAGUUUUUUUUCCCAAAAGAUCUAUUUAUUUUUAGCCCGUUCAUUAUUUAUUUGCAUGUUCUAUGUGUACGGGUAUUGUGUCUGUCCUUUAUUACUUUAGAUUUUACUCCACGCACACCUAAUCAUAUAAGGUUGUGACACCGUGUAACCGUUGAUCAUCGAGUGAGCCAUGUGCAAAAUGAUGCUCGGAGCUUUUUACGAACGUUAGAUCCAAGCUUCGCCGUCUUUGUCAGUACUAGUCACUUGAACUUAAUGGAGCAUACGAAAUCAACGCCCCACCCGGCCUUGAUGCUGGCAAAACAGAUUUUUGACAAAGAGCGAAACAAGAGGUAAAGAUAGAUCUGACAA